Messenger RNA from Vigna angularis (adzuki bean), 1450 nucleotides. Its product is annotated as protein trichome birefringence-like 36. Gene Ontology annotation, molecular function: O-acetyltransferase activity. The record is from RefSeq and is a predicted model, not a curated record. The transcript has 5 exons. Gene Ontology annotation, cellular component: Golgi apparatus. NCBI's taxonomy places the organism in Eukaryota, Viridiplantae, Streptophyta, Magnoliopsida, Fabales, Fabaceae. Bases 142 to 1284 code for a protein of 380 amino acids.
UUUUCUCUUGUAAUUAGUACUGCACUUCUCUAUGGUCCACACCUUCAAAUCACCGCAAGUCAUGCCAUGAUCAAACACUUUAGCUCCUUACAAUCUACAUAACUCUAUGCUCUCUAUGCUCUCUCACAGCUUUGUUCUUCCAUGGCAGCACCAAUGAUCCACUUGUUUUCCUCUUUGUUAUUGUGCAGCACUUUUCUGUGCUUCCUCCACUGCACAUUGUCCCUGCUGGACCCGGAGGAUGAGGCUGGGAUUCUGGUUCAACCUGAUGAUGUUAAGAUGGUCCAAAGCAGCAGAGAUUCUAGGAAGAUAUGUGACUUUUCUGUUGGAAAAUGGGUUUAUGAUGACUCUUACCCUCUCUAUGACUCUAAUUGUCCAUAUCUAAGCUCUGUAGUUACGUGUCAAAAGAAUGGUAGGCCAGAUUCUGAUUAUCAGAAGUGGAAGUGGAAGCCAACUAGUUGUACCUUGCCAAGAUUUGAUGCACUGAGGUUUCUUGGAAGAAUGAGAAGAAAGAGAAUAAUGCUGGUGGGUGAUUCGAUGAUGAGAAAUCAGUGGGAAUCUCUAGUUUGCUUAGUGCAAGGAGUUAUUCCAAUUGGUCGAAAAAGGGUGACUUACAAUGGACCUGCAAUGGCUUUCCAUGCCAUGGAUUUUGAGACUUCGAUUGAGUUUUUCUGGGCACCCCUUUUGGUAGAACUGAAGAAAGGUUCAGAAAAUAAGAGAGUUGUACAUUUGGAUUUGAUUGAAGAAAAUGCAAGGUAUUGGAGAGGGGUUGAUAUCCUUGUAUUUGACUCAGCCCACUGGUGGACUCACUCUGAUCAAACCAGCUCAUGGGAUUACUACAUGGAGGGAAAUAAUCUCAUAAGAAACAUGAGUGCUAUGGUUGCGUAUCAAAGAGGACUCAGCACAUGGGCAAGAUGGGUGGAUCAAAAUCUAGACCCUCUGAGAACAAAAGUCAUUUUUAGAAGCAUGUCAUCUAGGCAUAACAGAGAAAAUGGUUGGAAAUGCCACAAUGAGAAGCAGCCUCUUCCAUUUUUCAGUCACCUACACGUUCCUGAACCUCUGGUGGUGCUAGAAGGAGUGGUGAAGAGAAUGAGGUUUCCAGUGUAUGUGGAAGAUAUCACAAGAAUGACAGAACUACGCAGAGACGGGCACCCUUCAGUGUAUAUGAGAGUAAUAGGAGAAGAUGAGAGGCAGAAACAAGGAAAAGGUCUUUCUUCUGAUUGCAGCCAUUGGUGUCUUCCUGGGGUGCCUGAUAUUUGGAAUGAGAUGCUCAGUGCAUUGCUUUGACUAUAGCAAUGGACAGUGUGUAUAACAACUCAUACACAUCGUCUAGAGCCUUUCAUUUACUGUUGCUUGUUGCUGUUCUAUUUAUCAAUAUGUGUCAUUUGAUGGGAAAAUCUUUUUUAUUUUAAUUUUUACUUGAAAGAAUGAUUGACGAACUAUAGUUGAUUAA